Messenger RNA from Dendrobium catenatum, 1688 nucleotides. Its product is annotated as 7-dehydrocholesterol reductase. The transcript has 13 exons. Bases 125 to 1432 code for a protein of 435 amino acids. Lineage: Eukaryota; Viridiplantae; Streptophyta; Magnoliopsida; Asparagales; Orchidaceae. Gene Ontology annotation, cellular component: endoplasmic reticulum membrane. The record is from RefSeq and is a predicted model, not a curated record. Gene Ontology annotation, molecular function: oxidoreductase activity, acting on the CH-CH group of donors, NAD or NADP as acceptor. Gene Ontology annotation, biological process: brassinosteroid biosynthetic process; sterol biosynthetic process.
UGACCUAAAAAUAUAUGGGCAAGGCCGCAAGGGUCGAAUUGCUUUUCUGCGACCAGUAGCUUCGCCUCCACUGUAAUAGUGAGGAGGGAAGAGAGCAGCCGCGACCGCGAGCGAGGGAGGGAAAAUGGGUGAGACGGCAAUGGUGCAUUCGGCGAUGGUGACUUACACGUCGAUGAUUGCGCUUCUCGCCCUCUGUCCGCCCUUCGUCAUUUUGUUAUGGUAUACAAUGGUCCAUGCUGAUGGUUCGGUGCUACAUACUUUUAAUUAUUUAAAGCAACAUGGUCUGCUCAAUGGCUUCAAAUCUAUAUGGCCGACUCCAUCUAUCAUUGCAUGGAAAAUUAUUGCCUGUUUUGGUGCCUUUGAAGCUUUUCUGCAGCUUGCAUUGCCUGGAAAAAGGUUUGAAGGCCCAAUCUCUCCUGCAGGCAACGUACCCAUUUAUAAGGCUAAUGGGCUGCAAGCGUAUACAGUAACUUUGAUAACUUAUCUUGGACUUUGGUGGUUUGAGAUAUUUGACCCUUCAAUCGUUUACGAUCAUCUUGGAGAAAUUUAUUCAGCACUUGUUGUGGGAAGCCUUGUAUUUUGCAUUUUCUUAUACCUGAAAGGUCAUGUGGCUCCAUCUUCUACCGACUCUGGAUCAUCUGGCAAUCCAAUAGUUGAUUUCUAUUGGGGGAUGGAAUUGUAUCCUCGCAUUGGGAAAGACUUUGAUAUUAAGGUUUUCACAAACUGCCGAUUUGGUAUGAUGUCAUGGGCUGUUCUUGCCAUGACCUACUGCUUCAAGCAGUAUGAACAUAAUGGGCAAGUGGCCAACUCCAUGCUAAUAUACACCAUUCUGACGCUGGCCUAUGUAACCAAAUUCUUCUUGUGGGAGUCUGGAUAUUGGUGCACAAUGGAUAUUGCUCAUGAUAGAGCUGGAUUCUACAUUUGCUGGGGAUGCCUAGUGUGGGUACCUUCAAUCUAUACUUCCCCUGGCAUGUAUCUUGUAAAUCAUCCAGUGAAUCUAGGUACCCAGCUUGCAAUAUCUAUACUCCUAGCUGGACUUCUGUGCAUAUACAUCAAUUAUGAUUGUGAUAGGCAACGGCAAGAAUUUCGAAAAACAAAUGGGAAAUGUUUGAUCUGGGGAAGGCCUCCAUCCAAGAUAGUUGCCACCUAUGUUACCACAAAGGGUGAAACAAAAACUAGCCUCCUCCUAACUUCUGGCUGGUGGGGUUUAGCUCGUCAUUUUCACUAUAUACCAGAGAUACUAGCUGCAUUUUUCUGGACUGCUCCAGCCCUUUUUAACCAUUUCUUGCCCUACUUCUACGUGAUCUUUCUUACCAUUCUCCUCUUCGAUCGGGCAAAGAGGGACGAUGAUCGGUGUUCAUCCAAGUAUGGAAAAUACUGGAAGCUGUACUGUAACAAGGUACCUUCCAGAGUCAUUCCAUGGCUUUACUGAACGUCCAUGUUGUUGUGCUCAGUACCAAUUAUACAGGUUGGAAAGGCCUUACUUGUGCUUUUGUUAGUAACAGAAGCGUUUAAAAUCUAAUAUUAGCAAUCUUUCUUCAUUCUCUGAUGCACAAUAUAUUGGCUUUGAGAAAUGCUUUGUUGUAAUAUUCUUUCUUUAUGCUUCAUAGCUAUUAUUACAGUAUUAUUGUUUUUUGGUCCAUGUGGAGAAUUUAUGUUUUUUUUUUAUUAUUAUUAUUUAAUAAUUA